This is a messenger RNA of Coregonus clupeaformis (lake whitefish), 3997 nucleotides long. Its product is annotated as receptor activity-modifying protein 1. Gene Ontology annotation, biological process: regulation of G protein-coupled receptor signaling pathway; angiogenesis; calcium ion transport. The transcript is spliced from 4 exons. Lineage: Eukaryota; Metazoa; Chordata; Actinopteri; Salmoniformes; Salmonidae. Gene Ontology annotation, molecular function: coreceptor activity. Bases 1709 to 2233 code for a protein of 174 amino acids. The record is from RefSeq and is a predicted model, not a curated record. Gene Ontology annotation, cellular component: membrane; cell surface; signaling receptor complex.
UUCAUUUAAAACUUUUUAGGCAACAUUUUAACACCUAUUUCACAAUAUUGGUAUUACACAACAUAAUGAUCAUAGAUGGAUUAUGUUUGAAAUGUUUGUAAAGUGUAACACCCCAUUAAUGUUCUAAACAAACAUUACCGUCGAGGUUUGUCCUUCGUCAUAGCUAUCGUGCAACACUUUGAUGUGAAAUUAUAUUUGAAUCCAUGGGGGACUCUGUUGGACGAGCACUGUAAACACAUGGGUUCAGAACAGAACUGGCCAACCUCUUUAAAAAAAAAAGACAACCGAGAUGCAGUUCUCUGUCAAGAGUCCUAGGCUUCUAGCAUAACGUGAAGCCAAGACAAACCUGUGGGGAGGUCCCCAACAGUGUGGGGUCAGCAGCAGCUGACACAAGGCCCAUAAUUAUCUGGGGUCAAACGUUAACUGAAACCUCGUUACAGGCAGGCCCCCACCUGGUCUGCACUUCCUGUAUUUGUUCACCAUUCGCCCCAUGUGACGGCUGUGUUCAACGCAUGAACUCUAGAGUUGUGAAACAACUGGAACUUUGGAGCAGCAAGCCCCCCUUCACUGUUCCUCACCCUACGUUUUCCUUUUUCUCUCUCUCCCCUACAACUCACCCAACUCUGAGCUCCUCCUCUGCUGAAAAUACACAUUUCCUGAUGUCAUUACUAAAUCAAAACCGUUGCUCAGCAAACAGAUGUGUUCAGGGCCCCAAUCACAUUGUGUAGCAUAGAUUGUCCUGAGAAGACAUCUUCUAAAUAUUUUUCACUUUAAAGGUUUUUUAUUUCAUCCCAGUAAUCGGCAAAGACUUGUUAUUUUGAAAAACUGCAUCUCUGAUAAUGAGCUUGAGAUAUAAAUCAUUGUUUUAGUGAUGAUGAAGAGGUGGUCUAAUGCGUUGUCUUUGAAAAGCAGUAUGAAACUGAGACAGUAGUCUGCUGAGGUAACAGUCAUGCAGCUCCACAUGGCUCAAGGUACAACAUAAAGAUCCAGGAGGAGUCCACCCAUAUUCCCAGGCUUAUCCUAUUGUGUGAACGCUGAAAGUCCCAGUGAGUUGGAGAUUUGCAUUACUUGCCUGUGGCUGUGGGGUAGAUAUAGAGAGUAGGUCUUUGCAAACAGCUGGCUGACUCUAAUAACAUCUUCCAGAUAUGAUCAAAUUAACCCAGAUAUGAAUCCACAGCCGUCUGCACAGCACACCCGUGCGUAAACGCCCUAGUCCUAAAUGUUUACUUAUGUUUCCGAUUUGGCAGAGGCAGCCCUCAAGGAAAAUAAAUCACAAGCUGCAUGUCGGCCAGGCCUUUGCCUGUGAGAAAUGGAGACUUAAAAGCAGAACUAGAGUUAAAGAGUAAAGGGUUUUCAGAUGUGAGUCCAGCCCAACUUGGGUGUGCUCCCUUUUUUUUUUGAGAGAGAGAGAGAGAGUGAGAGGACAAUCUUUUGAGCCUCCACCCCUUUAAAAGGCAAGACAAUCCUAAAGAAAUGCACUGGAGAGGGGAAGAGAUUGCUGCCAAGGCGCAGGGCAGACAGACAGAUCCUCGAGGAACAUCUGGUAACCUAACCACGGGUAACACCGAUCUGACAUCUGGUAACCGGGGGUAAUGCCGUGUCUAGCUGCUUCCACCCUUGUCUAGUUUCCUGUUAUGCCUUGCAGGGCUUGGUGUAAGAAGUUCAGGCUCAGUCUAGAUGGUCGUCAGUCAGUGGGGGAAACUCUCCUAUGUUCACUUUCUCUGACAUGAAGGGAGCGCUUGGCUUCUUUGGGGUUCUCCUCUCCGUUCUCUCUGGUGUUAGCCACGAAGAGAGAUUUACCAGUGGAUUAGGUUGUGGGAAUAAUUCUGUUGACUGUGAUAACUACUGUGACGUUUGUGAGUAUUUUCCCACAAGGACGGAGUGCUACGCGGCUUUCUUUGCGAUAAAGUGCUACAGUCCUUUUGUAGAUGAUAUGGAGUCAUUAAACAACACAGAUUGGUGCAACUGGAACAAUGUGAAGCGGAUGUAUAACACCUUCACCCUGUGCACGGAGGAGAUAGCAGAGUGUCUGCUGAUCCCCUGGCCCAACAGAAUGGUGGAGAAUGAGUUUGUGGACAUCCACUCCAGGUUCUUCCUGGACUGUCCCAAUGAGGCGCUGAGCGACCCCCCACCCAGCAUCGUAUUUGCCCUGGUGAUGACCCCCAUCUGCCUCAUCCCCAUCAUGGUGGUCCUGGUGGUGCUCAAGACCAAGAACGGAGAUGGCAGCUCCUGAUAGGAUGUCCUGGAUCAGUCCUCAUCCACCCUGCCUCACCUCCAUGUUCAGACUCACUCUCUCUAUCCCCUGUGGAUUCAAGACUGGGGCCAUUGACUCAACUACCUUACAGAGAACUGCUUAUCAUCUUACACCCACUGAUGAUUGGCUUAGCUCUUAGGAGUCCUAUCAAAACAAUCUCACAGCACAAACACCUUACACAUGACCUUUUUGGAUGCACUGAUACAGAAUGAGUAGUACCACAUGGGUAUUAUCCAAGGAUUGACAUUAUACACUUUAGUACUUACAGGGGUUUGAGAAAGGGUCUGUGUUGUGUAACGUGUCAGGUCAAUAUCCUCAGGGUUGCUUCUUGAAAACUAAUCUUCUUCUCAUUCGUCGAUGCUCCUCUAACUAAAAGUGGUGACAGCCAUGUAAAUGUUUCAACUCCCUACAAAGUAUUUAAGAUAGUAGGGUUUAUGGACUUCUCACUCAGACAGUUACAUGUUUUUAAAUAAUUGUUUUAUUUUUAUAUAUGCAAUUAAAGAAUGGCAAAAGUUGGGAUAUUCUUCAGCACUUAAAGCUUGCUUAAAGCUGUAAAGCUUGCUAAGAUGACGUCAAAGCGAUUUUGUUAGUGGAAUUCCUACCCUCUGGCUGGGAAAACGUGAGUCUCGCAUUGCUGGACAUUCCGAUUGAGUUGAUAACCAAAGACAAAGGCAUUCUGUUUGAGGAAUUCCCACUCUCCAUUUACUGUACACUCAGAAAAAAAGGUGCUAUCUAGAACCUGAAAGGGUUAUUCGGCUGUCGUCAUAGGAGAAUCCUUUGAAUAACCCUUUUUUAAUUCCAAGUAGAACCCUUUUGGGUUCAAAGUAGAACUCUUUCCACGGAGGGCUCUACAUGGAACCCAAAAGGGUUGUGCCUAGAACCAAAAAGGGUUCUCCUAUGGGGACAGCCGAAGAACCCUUUUGGAACCCUUUUUUCUAAGAGUGUAGUUAUCCCUAUAGGAUCUCCAUCAUGUCUAUUUCUGUAUGUAACUACAGAACAAAACGUGAUGUACCCUCUCACUUGGCAGCUUUCCUGUCCUUGAAUGUGUUUUGUGUAUAUUGGAAUUGUAUGAGGCUUCUGGAGAGCCCUCCUUGGCCUACCUCCGAGUGUAGGGUUUAGAAUGUAUGGGGUGUGGGGUGGGCGUAGGAAGGCCAUGAUGAACGGGUUUGGCCAAGCAUCAGUCUGCGAGGAAGGUUGGGGUCAGGAACUAGACACAAUGGGUGGGUAGCCUACGCCCAACAUGUACCCUAUGAGAUCUGUUUCUAGGAAUUGUCUAUUUCUUAGCCUCAACCCCUCUCUCUCCCUCUUGACAAUGACGGUCCCCACUGUCGCCCAUGAUGAGCCAGUCAACGCAUGCCUGAAAGAUGAAUCAAGCAUUAAAUCAAAAGACUACAAACAUUUGGUCUCCCACCUGGCUCAGUGUAGCAAUGAGCACUGACACUGAAUGAAGACAGAAGGAAAAACAAAUGUCUAUCUUUCCUCUACUUAAACUGUGUAAGAACUGUUUGUUUUAUUUUGUAUUAUGCUGUCGUGAAUGACACUGAAAGCAUUGUAGUGCAUUCAGUUUCAGAAACAAAGAAAUAUGUAUGCUUAUGUAUUGUAUUUCUGCUCUUACUCUGGUCAUAAGAUUUACUGGACUGUCUGUGAGAGGGGUGUGGGUCUUAGUCAAAGCAUAGCCUCUUUUCUUACACAUUGUACUGUAUAUCAUUAUAUUUUGCAAUUAAAUACUAUGUUAAAGCCAAA